UCAAAUUUUCAACUCUUGAAGGCUGAAGCAUUAUACACAUUGUACUUUCUCUCUCUGACAAUAAGUCAUUGAGUUGAGUUUGAAGCCUCCGUCCAUGUUCUUCCUUCCGAAGGGGCAUCAAUUAACAUCUCUCGUGUCAGGUAGGUGUGAUGAUAAUACUUGGUGUGGUUUUGAAGUUCCUCUCUCAUGAUCCCUCCUCUCACUGGUCCUUCUUGCCCUCCUUUCCUUCCUCUAGGUAGCACUUGGAACGUAUCAUCAUGAACACAGUUGGAGAAAGAAUGACAAAGAGAGAGACUUCGGAGAAUGAUGAGGAGGAAAGUUUAUUGAAGAAUGAGAAUAGCGGAACAGAUAAUGAAUCUAAGAUUAACUACAGAGGGUGGAAGGUCAUGCCCUUCAUUAUAGGAAAUGAGAUUUUUGAGAAGCUAGGAGCCAUUGGCACUUUAUCCAAUCUCUUGGUCUAUCUCACUACUGUAUUCAACUUGGAAAACAUCACGGCUACAAAUAUUAUCAACAUCUUUAAUGGCAGCACCAACUUUGCUACAUUGCUAGGCGCUUUUCUCUCUGAUGCCUUUUUCGGUCGCUACAAGAUACUGGCAUUCUGCACAGUGGCUUCCUUUGUGGGUUUGUUUGCAAUACAACUGACAGCGGCAAUUGAGAAGCUGCAUCCACCUCACUGUGAAGAGUCUGCCAUAUGCCAGGGACCAACAGAGGGGCAGAUGACAUUUCUAAAGACCGGUUUAGGUUUAUUGAUGGUAGGAGCUGCAGGGAUCCGCCCAUGUAACUUAGCAUUUGGUGCUGAUCAGUUUAAUCCUAACACAGAUUCUGGAAAAAAGGGGAUCACUAGCUUCUUCAAUUGGUACUUUUUCACUUUCACUGUUGCUCAGAUGAUAUCCUUAACAAUUAUUGUCUAUAUACAGUCAAAUGUAAGUUGGGCAGUGGGUCUGGGAAUUCCUUCUGCUUUGAUGUUUGUAUCUUCUAUAAUCUUCUUCAUGGGCUCCAAACUGUAUGUGAAAGUUAAACCAAGUGGUAGCCCUAUAACUAGUAUAGUGCAAGUUAUAGUGGUUGCAACAAAGAAAAGGAGGCUGAAGCUUCCUGAAUAUCAAUAUCCUUCCCUCUUCAACUAUGUAGCUCCCAAGUCAGUGAAUUCUAAGCUUCCCUAUACAUAUCAAUUCAGGUUCCUUGACAAAGCAGCAAUCGUGACUCCCCAAGAUCAAAUAAAUCCCAAUGGAUCUGUUACUGAUCCCUGGAAUCUUUGCAGUAUGCAGCAAGUGGAAGAGGUUAAAUGCUUGUUGAGAGUGUUACCCAUAUGGGUUUCAGGCAUUUUGUACUUUGUUGUUAUCGUCCAACAACACACCAUUUUAGUGUUCCAAGCCCUUCUAUCUGACAGGCGUAUUGGGCAAAGCGAGUUCUUGAUCCCAGGAGCAUCCUACUACGUCUUUCUCAUGAUUAGUGUGGCAAUUUGGUUACCCAUGUACGACCGAAAAGUCAUGCCUUUACUCCAAAGGCUCACCGGAAAAGAGGGUGGCAUCACACUCCUUCAGAGGAUGGGUAUUGGCAUAUUUUUCUCUAUACUCAGCAUGCUAGUCUCUGCUAAGGUUGAAAAACACCGUAGAACUCUGGCUCUGAUUAAUCCUCUAGGAGUGGAAACCAGAAAAGGUGCAAUCUCAUCAAUGUCAGGCCUGUGGCUGAUUCCUCAGCUGUCAUUAGCUGGACUUGCCGAAGCAUUCAUGUCUGUUGCCCAAGUUGAGUUUUACUACAAACAAUUUCCUGAGAACAUGAGAAGCAUUGCAGGUUCUCUUUACUACUGUGGCCAUGCAGGGUCAAGUUAUUUGAGUAGUGUGCUUAUUUCAGUUAUCCACCAAAUCACUGCCAAAUCUGAAACUGGAAAUUGGUUACCGGAGGAUCUGAACAAGGGGAGAUUGGAUAACUUCUAUUCCCUCAUUGCUGCUCUAGAAAUUAUUAAUUUAGGCUACUUUGUGUUAUGUGCAAGGUGGUUUAGGUACAAAGGCACGGGCAGCAGUUCCAUUGAACUCGAAAAAGCUACAAAACAAUCGGAAAGAAGUGCUACUAAUUGUGUUAAUGAUUCAAAUCUAUAGCUAUUACAUAGAAAUGGGCUACUACAAUUUUUCAUCAAGUCGGAGCCACAACUAGCAAAGGUUAAAAAUCAAAUUAAGUAUAGCAACAAAAACACAGUCUGUGCCUUUUCCAUUAGAUAGAUAUUUCUUCAUGCGUAGAUGUAUGAUGACAGAUGAGAUGCAUUAUUCUUAGGAUAGGAUGCCUGCAUCCAAAAUGUUUGUCUUAAAGCACCUAAUGAUAGUGAAAGAAAAAUUAUAGAUUGACAUGACGAUUAAAUUUUCCACAAUCUGCUUCCUACAGAUGAAGAUAAAUGAGCUUAAGUGGGUCACAGUUUGGUGUUCUUUCAGCUCAUGUUACAUGCUAACAAGAAACAUGAAAAGAUUAUGUGAGAAAGAAAAAUAAGAACAUGAUUAUAGGACUUAUCGGUGUUUUUGUAAAAUUUAUUAAUUUUACUUUUGUUUCUAUAUUUUCGCACAUUAUUAAGUAAUACCAAUUGGACGGUUGUCCAGUCAGUCA
Messenger RNA from Glycine soja, 2592 nucleotides. RefSeq names its product protein NRT1/ PTR FAMILY 2.9-like. NCBI's taxonomy places the organism in Eukaryota, Viridiplantae, Streptophyta, Magnoliopsida, Fabales, Fabaceae. Gene Ontology annotation, cellular component: plasma membrane. Gene Ontology annotation, molecular function: transmembrane transporter activity. Gene Ontology annotation, biological process: transmembrane transport. The record is from RefSeq and is a predicted model, not a curated record. The transcript is spliced from 5 exons. Bases 258 to 2096 code for a protein of 612 amino acids.